This is a messenger RNA of Meleagris gallopavo (turkey), 2815 nucleotides long. NCBI's taxonomy places the organism in Eukaryota, Metazoa, Chordata, Aves, Galliformes, Phasianidae. The record is from RefSeq and is a predicted model, not a curated record.
GACGAAGGUGAGACGGUUGAGGGGUGCUGCACCUGCUCCCAGGCCGGAGACAGGAAGGACUAACAAACCCAAGUGCCCACACCAUUCCCGGAUGGAAGUGGCAUUGAAAAACACAGGGACAAUAAAAGUGACUUCAGGACAGCAUGUCUAACCUUGGAGGACCAACACAGCCCUUGUGCAGUGUCCUUUCAGGCAGAGGUGUGUAUGGAGACCAGUUGGAUACAGGUGUUCAAGAUGUCAUUGAAGGUGCAGACGAGCAACAUAACGAACAAGAAUGACCCCAAGUCCAUCAACUCCAGAGUCUUCAUCGGCAAUCUCAACACAGCUGUGGUCAAGAAGUCAGAUGUGGAGACCAUUUUCUCCAAGUACGGCCGCGUGGUGGGCUGCUCCGUUCACAAGGGCUAUGCCUUCGUACAGUACUCCAAUGAAAGGCACGCGCGUGCUGCCGUGCUGGGUGAGAACGGACGCGUGCUUGCAGGCCAGACACUGGAUAUCAACAUGGCUGGGGAACCUAAACCUAACAGACCUAAAGGGCUGAAGAGAGCAGCCUCCACAUUAUACAGCGGCUAUGACUUCGACUAUGACUAUUACAGAGACGACUUCUACGACAGGCUCUUUGAGUACCGGGGCCGGGUGUCUCCGGUGCCCAGGGUGGUUCCAGUGAAGCGGCCGCGGGUCACCAUUCCCCUCGUCCGGCGUGUGAAGGCAACUCUCCCUGUCAAGCUCUUUGCUAGAUCGGCUGCCAUUGCCAACAGCUCGGCCAAGCUGAAGUUGAAGUGCAGCGAACUUCAAACCAUCAAAACUGAGCUGACACAGAUCAAAUCCAACAUCGAUGCUCUGCUGGGCCGGCUGGAGCAGAUUGCUGAGGAACAGAAACAGUCCACAGAGGUACGGAAGAAGGUGGAUGGCAGCAAAAGCGAAGUUUCGCAGGAAGACACAGCGUCAGAGGCAGAGGUCAACACGGAGGAGCCACUGAAUGGAGAUGAGGGAGAAGAGGAGGGCCUUGCACGGGAUGAGUGUGAAGAUGAACUGGAGAACAGCCAUUACACAGAUGUGGAGGAUGCCAGACUACAGUAACCAGCCCUUUUAGAACAGCAGUGAGCGAUGGUGUGAGGAAAGCACGAGGCUAAACCCUGCCCUGGCACGUUGAGCAAGACAAGCUAAAUUGAAGUGCUGCUGUCAUCUCUACCUGGCAUUCAAAAGGAGAAACAUGGCCCAACAUCUUCCACCCAUCUGUAAAGCAAAGACAAAGAAAACUCAUCCCAGCAGAUCCCCACGACCCCGUGCAAUGGAUUCAGAGCUCUGCAGCGAGCACAGGCAGCAGCCAAACCCUGCGUGAUCCAUAAUCACCCCUGGCUGGGUAUGGACCCAGUGAGUCAGAGAUGAUACGGGGCGGUUGGCAGGAGAGGAAGGACAACUAAGCCCAUCUCAAUAAGGACUUUUUUUUUCCCAUGCUAGGUGAGAGUCAGAGCAUUUGGUAACUGGGGGAAAAGUACUGUCUCGGUUUGGACAAUUAGUGUUCUCGCAUUCAAGGUCACUUUGAGGAACAGGGUGCGGGGUGAGCUCUUCUGCCAGAGCGGUCACCUCCUGCUGUGGCUCUCAUCCCAUGCACUGCUGCAGGUAUGUGGCUGCUUCCAGGCAGACGAGCUGGUGGCUGUGCAUGUGCUGUGCUCUUUGCAGCUGCUUGAAGAGAGGAGAAGGUAAGGAGAUGCUGCCUGUAGGAAAUCAAGUGAUCCCAAGCAGGAGGAACAAGGCAUGCAUCGUCUUCAGUCGUACAGCAGAGAAGGGGUGCAAGCAUGCAUCAAGCAGGUGGAUGCAACCCUUCUGGAGCAGCAGCUCCCUGGAAGGGCUACGACCCAUCUCCAGCCAGAGCAGUCAGCCCCUAUCCUGCCCUGCUGCUCACAUCUGUUCCUCAGCCAGCUCCCCUGGGUCUCUGGGGCACCAGGACAGUGCUGUGCAGCCGCUGACCACCACAGUUGAGCUCCAUCAUCCGACAGCUCUGCAGUGCAGCUCCUGAGCGUGCUGAGGCCAAUUACAGUGACCCCAGCACAACGUGUGUGGGUAUGCAGGCAUCUCUUUCUCCUGCUUUUGACCCAUGCCACGUCCUGCAAGUAGGAGGCUGAAGCAGCCCUUUCUCACUGCAACACCCAAGAAGUCUCUCAGCCUUUCUCAUCUUGUUCCUUCCUCUUCCAUGUGCUUAUGCAGUUUUUCUGGGUUCAGAGGCAGAUGGGACUGAGACUCACGCAGCACUUUAUUCAUAUCAGUUGUGUCCUGCCCAUCUCCCCUCUGUUUCCCACUCCCCUUCCAAAACACACACACAAUCAGUGCUUUGAAUCCAGAAUGCUGUCCACACCUUCUCCUCAGUCCAAGAGCCCAUGUGCACCCCCUGGACUGCACAGGGUGCUCUGAAAGGGGACUCCUGCUUUCUGCUCCAGCGCUCAAAGCCAGACCUCUUCUACAGCAUCUCUCUCUGAAGGGUGGAGGGGAGAACAGGUCAUGGGGGCACCACUUCCCUGCCCAGAGGACCAUCCUGGAGCAAGCAUGGCUCUUGAAGCACAAUGUUUUAUUUGCAUUUCUUAGUUUUGAAUAAGUCAUGAGAGAAUUAAGGGAUCAUCGUGCUUUCCCCUACCUUUUUCUGGUUCCUGUACAAUUUAUCCAUUGUGUUGUACUGAGCCGUUGUAGAGCUGUUUUCUAGGCUUUGAGAGAUGAGCUGCGGUUUUUGCUAUGAACUGGCUGUGAUGCUGCUGUCUGGGAGAAAGGUGACCUUGUACAUAUGAUCCUGUAUAAUAAAAGAAAGAAAUCUAAAGAAAUCUAA